UAGAACUAGUGUGUCCCUGACCUACAUGUACAUGUCAUUUAACACUGAAAGUACAAUUAUGGAAGAAUCGUGUAUUUCCAAGUUUUUCGCGGAUAAUUGUGGGUUUUUGACAUACGGGGUAAUAGGAGUAUGUGCGUUUCUCACCAUCCGACAGUAUAUGCAGGGCCCAAAAUGCCGCAGCACAUUGAAACUGGCAGGCAAAACUGUCCUUAUAACAGGAGCGAAUACCGGCAUUGGGAAAGAAACCGCAAAAGAUCUGGCCAAGAGAGGAGCUCGAGUCCUUUUAGCAUGUAGAGAUCUGACGCGAGCACAGAAAGCUGCCAGUGAUAUCAUCAACAGCACGGGAAACACGAACGUCGUGGUAUACAAGUUGGACCUUUCCUCCCUCAAGUCCGUCCGAGAAUGUGCCGAAGAGGUGAAGAAAAAUGAGCAGAGACUUGACAUUCUGAUCAACAACGCAGGUGUGAUGUGGACCCCACAGUGGAAGACGGAGGAUGGGUUUGACAUGCAGAUGGGGACGAACCACCUCGGACAUUUCCUUCUCACUAACUUACUGCUCGAUCUGGUGAAAAAGUCAGCGCCAAGUCGCAUUGUUACUGUCUCAUCUCUUGGUCAUAGACGCGCCAACUUAAAUCUUGAGGAUAUCAAUUGUGCGAAGUCAUUCAGCACCGUGACAGCGUACGCUAACAGCAAACUGGCCAACAUCCUCUUCACAAGAGAACUUGCCAAACGACUUGAAGGUACCAACGUCACUGCUGUCAGCUUACAUCCCGGCGCUAUUGCAUCGGAGCUUGGGCGCCAUAUUGAAGAUAGAAACCUGGUAUCUCGACUUCUAGCAAAGGUCUUGUACUACCCAUUCCUGAAGCAUCUGAUAAAAACACCCACAGCAGGGGCACAGACGACACUCUACUGCGCUCUUGAUCCAGACGUAGAAAACCAUCCAGGAAAAUAUUUCAGUGACUGUGCUGUCAAAGAGCCAACAAAAGCUGGACAAGAUGACGUCAUGGCCUCCAAACUGUGGGCACUCUCAGAAAAACUCACGGGCCUUAAGAAGUAAAUGUGCUCCAGUUUUUGAAACAGUAUUGAAGCAAGCCUAUUCCAUUGAAGGGAAAAUAUACACUGAUACAAAUGUGUGAAAACAAGGACAAUCAAAUAUCAAUGUACUUAUUGGAGCAUGCAUCUGUUCCAAACCAUUUCUGUACAUUUCAUUUACACACAACUAUGCAAUUUGUUAUGAAUUCAUGCUGCUAAUAGACAUGUAGAUAGUAUACAGUGUAUUUAGUUUGGGUGUACAAUUAAAAAAAUAGGUUUCCAAUUAAUGCAUUACAUAUGAACUGUAGUGUUACACAGGAACUGCUAACCCUUACCAUAAUUGAACGUAAACUGCAUACUUAAAUCAGGAAUAUUUACCUUGUAAAGCUCAGGCAGCAAUUUCUCAAAACAUCUUAAGUCCCUGCUAACAGUAUUAAGCUAAGCUAGCUAUUUUUUUGUUUUUCAAUAAUUUGUGUUAAUAUUUACUUUUUUAAGAGUUUUUAUAUUUUUAUACUUUAGAUAGGAAUUAUCUGUAUGAUAAUCACUAUAAACCAUUUUUAAUUUAUAAAAAUUCAAUUUAAGUAUGUAUUUCAGCUAAUUUACUUGGGGCUUGAUGGCUUAGAAUGUAUUACAUUUGUAUUGUAUGCCUUUGUAGGGUCUUUAUAAAAGUAUUUAUAUGGAAUAUGGUGUUAUAAAAU
Mya arenaria is the source of this 1730-nucleotide messenger RNA. RefSeq names its product retinol dehydrogenase 11-like. NCBI's taxonomy places the organism in Eukaryota, Metazoa, Mollusca, Bivalvia, Myida, Myidae. The transcript is spliced from 7 exons. The record is from RefSeq and is a predicted model, not a curated record. The coding region runs from base 26 to 1057 and encodes 343 amino acids.